Manihot esculenta (cassava) is the source of this 1312-nucleotide messenger RNA. Its product is annotated as very-long-chain enoyl-CoA reductase. Lineage: Eukaryota; Viridiplantae; Streptophyta; Magnoliopsida; Malpighiales; Euphorbiaceae. Gene Ontology annotation, molecular function: oxidoreductase activity, acting on the CH-CH group of donors. The coding region runs from base 138 to 932 and encodes 264 amino acids. The transcript is spliced from 2 exons. Gene Ontology annotation, biological process: lipid metabolic process. The record is from RefSeq and is a predicted model, not a curated record.
GUUCAAACCUAAUUCAGAGAUUCCUAUCUUCAGCGUCGGCUAUAAAAUCAGAUAGUUUCUAAUAAGCCGUCUAGAAAUUAACUUUCCCUUUUCGCAAGCAAAAGCCAAUCAAAUUCUAAGAAAGAGAGUGACAGAGAAUGGCCUCAAUUCUGAUGAAAUUUCUGUUUCCAUGUCCUCCGAAUUUGCUGAUCUCGGCGAUGUCUGUUGUGAGCUUAGUGUCCUUAGUGAGUAGUGGAUUCUCAGAGGCAAGAGGAAAGCACUUUCAGUAUUCAAAAUUCUGGAACGCUAACUCCCCAGUCACUAACCAAAUCAAACUCUCCGGUAGAAAUGGGAUGCUCUUGCUUUAUACUCCGGCCUUUUUCGCUGGUCUUUCCUCCUUUUGGCUGCUCCCUGAUCAAGAUCUUAGGUUUUUGUACCUUAAAUCUGCUCUUACCUUUCACUUCUUCAAGAGAACACUUGAGGUGCUAUUCAUUCACAGCUAUAGUGGUUCGAUGAUUCUUGUUUCUUUAAUUCCUAUGAGCUUUAAUUAUUUCGCAUCUACUGCAACCAUGAUCUAUGCUCAGCACGUAAUACAAGGUUAUCCAGAGCCAUCAAUUGACUUAACUUAUCCUGGGAUUGUCCUCUUUCUUAUUGGAAUCGGAGGUAACUUCUAUCACCAUUACCUCCUUUCCAAGCUAAGAAGCAAGAAUGAUAAAGAAUAUAAGAUUCCUAAGGGUGGUCUAUUUGAUCUAGUGAUAUGUCCUCACUAUCUGUUUGAGAUUUUGGGUUUCUGGGGAGUCUUCUUCAUUUCACAAACUUUAUAUUCCUUCAUUUAUGCCUUUGGAACCACAUUGUACUUGAUGGGAAGGAGUUAUGCCACAAGGAGAUGGUAUCUUUCCAAGUUUGAAGAUUUUCCCAAGCAUGUUAAAGCCCUUUUUCCAUUUGUUUACUGAUGCUGAUGCUCAAGUUGGAUUGGCGGGUGCAGUUCCAAUUUGUUUAUUUACCCUUGAAGCUAGUGUGUGCAUUGAUAGGCUUGCAAAAUUUUCUGCUUCUUCUCCUACACUUUCUUUCUGGAAUCUCCCAUGGACAUUUCUUCUUUGGUUACUUUAUGACCUUAAUGAAGUUGUUUUCCUAGGGAUUGUGUAGUUUAGUUUUGGGCUUGUGCAAUACUUGUGACAAAAAUGAAAGAUCAAUAUAUGUCUUAAGAUUAGCUAGGCUAAGUUUUUUAGCUGAUAGCAAGGCAUGAAUACAUUGACAACAAAUUCCAGUUUGUGGAGCAUCUAUUGGUCAUAGUGUGAACUGGAGAUGAAAGAAUUUGGUGUUGUUUUAGUUA